AUGUCGUUCAUUAGCAGUAGCACUCAUGCACGUAGAGUGGGCAUUAUUUCUUCAACUACGAUCGCCGCUAUUGGCUUAGCUUUUAUAUUUUGGAAAGUAUACAAUCGUCGAACACAAGCCAAUCGUCAAAGUCGAACACAAAAUCGACCACCACUAGUCAAAACAGCUUCGGUUGAUGAAUGGGAAAAUGCUGUAGAUACACCAACAAGAGAAAGUUUGCCAACACCUCACCAACUUUAUAAAUAUGGCCUUGAACAUCUUAACAUUUCCAUUGAUUAUUGCCAACGUGCUUUAUCAAUCAUUGAUGUUAGUUUAACGAAUUCUUCGACAUUAACUGAUCAACCCGAUAUAAUUCAAUCCGAUGAAGCAAUAAAUUCUAAUCGUUUGAUUGAAUUAAAACAAAAGAUACAAUUUUUGUUAAAUAAAAUUGAUGUUGAUUCAAACGCAAAUGAAUUAGCAUUAAUAUUCGAGCAAGAACAACAAUUAAAAUCAGUAUCUGAAUCUUUACCAGUAACAACUAUUGCAAAAGAUAAUAAUGCAAUAGCAUUCAAGCGAGCUGAAUCAAAUCGUAUUCAACAAGAAUUACAAACAGUAUUAAGUGUUCAAUCAGAUCUAAGUACAUUUAAUGAUCGCCGUUCACUUCGAUCAAUACGCUCGUCAGAUAGUUUUGAAAGUGCUCCAGAUGAAGCCGAAUGGCUUGAUACAUGUGAUCUAAUAUUUGAUCCAUUAUCACCCUAUUAUUCGUUACCACCUUAUUAUGUGUAUGGACUUCGUUUAGCAGAAAAAAAUCAAGUUCAAUAUAAAAAACUACGAACUAAAUUACUUCGUUGUUCAUCUGAUACAGAUUAUUUAGCAAAAUUAUCAUGCAUAAGAAAUGCUUGUGAUGAAGUAUUGGGAAAGGAAGAGAAAAAAGAAUAUCUAAAACGAGUAUCCAGUGCUAUUUGUGAACGUGUUCUUGAAAAAGCGUCGAAAGAUAAAACACGCUUUUUACGAGCGUUUGAUCAAAUGAACGCUCUGCUCGCUGAUGAACAUAAUUGGUCAAUGAUAAGUGAAGAACUUGCAACAGCAGGAAUUAAAUCUCCAACAGUUUAUAAUGUUGGAAUUGAUUUUAUGUUAUUAGAAGGUUUUGAGAUUUUAGAUUCUCCACCGUCAGCAAUGCGUGCAAUAUUACAAAAUCGCUGGUUUUCUGAAACAUUUCGUGAACAAGCAUUAAAUAAAGCUGUUUCGUGCGCUCUUAAAGUUCGUCGAGCAACUGCUAAAUAUCAAGAUGGAUUUCUAACAACGUUUUUAACAUUAAUCGAAGAUAUGGCACCCAUUUUUGCUUGGGGAGUUCUUGGACCUGAUUGUGCAGUUAAACCAAUGUGCAUAUUUUUGAAAAACGCAGUAUUAGAUUUUGCACGUUCACUGUAUGAUCUUCAACAAACUGACUAUUCAUCAUUGCCUGCAUUAACAAGUGAUAUCGAUCGACAAAUAAAUAAUCUAUUGUAUACUAUUGUUAAAGAAAUGAAUAUUGAUCCUAGUAUAUUGUUGAACCAUCAGUUAGUACCAUCGACUGUUCAUUUUCAUUAA
Rotaria socialis is the source of this 1569-nucleotide messenger RNA. NCBI's taxonomy places the organism in Eukaryota, Metazoa, Rotifera, Eurotatoria, Philodinida, Philodinidae. The record is from the annotation of a GenBank genome assembly.